This is a messenger RNA of Sycon ciliatum, 2083 nucleotides long. RefSeq lists its product as uncharacterized. The transcript is spliced from 2 exons. Lineage: Eukaryota; Metazoa; Porifera; Calcarea; Leucosolenida; Sycettidae. The coding region runs from base 84 to 926 and encodes 280 amino acids. The record is from RefSeq and is a predicted model, not a curated record.
UGUUCACAUUUUGGCUCGUUCCCACAUACCUUUUCUUGUUCAUCUCGACAGUUGUACUUUUGACUUCUUCUUGUACCGUUGCCAUGUCUCAGACUCCUGACCCCUCUUGCCUGAAACCAACGUCUGUCGCCAUGAGCCCAGUGGCAUAUGCCAGUCCUAGUCGUGGUGGCGUUUCACCCUGUAUAAGUGUAAGAAGAUCGUUCGAUUUGUGUAUGGACCUUGCCAUACUGAGGCAACUGCGGUCGCAAGAGUGCCCCUUUAGAAGAGGGAGCCCAGCUAUGGACAUAGUUGCUGCUGAAUUAUCCAACUCGGAUCCAACCAAGUUUUGUGGUAUCAACAAAAAGGGUGUGCGUGAUCGAGUUUUGCUGCUGCUCGAGCUCUUCAACAAAGGCGAUGAGUGGAAAAAACGGCAAUCUGGCACUGAGGAGGAGCUAACGGAGAAAGGCCAGCUUCUGGCUGAGCUCCAGGAGCUUUAUGCUGAAAAAGCCCAGCCCAAGCCUGCUGGUGAUGGCGAGAAACAAGCUGCCCUCCAGGCGAGAAAGGAUGCGUGCGUGACGCUGGCCAGUAAGAGUAAGGAAGCAGCAGAUGAGCCCGCUGCAAAGCGGAAGAAACACGGAACGUCGAGCGUUGAACUCGCUAUUGCUUACCUGAAGACCUCACAGGAGGCGGAUGCAGCAGUAAAAAAAGCACAGCUAGAACUGGAACAGCAGCAGCAUCAAGACAAGCUGCUAUUAGAUAAAGCCAAGAUGGACCUUGAGGAAAGGAAAUUCAUCGCGGAUGACAUACAGAGGAAGAAGAAACAAGAGAUGGACGAAAAGGAUCAAGCAGCCAGGCUGAAAAGAGAGGACGAGAGGGAAGAAGAUGCAGCUGCUGAGCGCCGCGCACUCAUAGAUUUAAUGAAAACAUUUGCUUCCAAGUUUUCAUAAUUCCCCGCCACAAAUCCAGCUUGUGACCUCAGGCCACAUCACCGAGCCACCAAGCUGAGAAUUGAGGCGUCAUCGAGUCUUUGCCCUCCCCACCACCCACUCCACCCGCCUUCAACGUUCACCCUUGUACUCCGCAUGCUCUCAGUACAACCACCUGCCACGACACUUUUAUUCCCUCCGAGAAAUAGAUGCAUUCAAAAGAGAAGGUACCCUGAUCAUAGUAUUGCAGUAUCCCUGCUUUACAGUUUACACAUGACUACAGUCCAUUUCAAAACUAUAGACGCGUACCUAGGCAAAAACCGUUAUGCCAGCAUCUAUACCACAUAAAAUCUGUGAUCACUUUGUGCAUAAAAUUUUCCAAAUUGGGCGUCUGUUAUCCAAUCCUUUAGAAACUAUAUGAGAGUAAUUGUGGAGCGAUCCUGAGCAAUAUUCCGAAAACUAUUCUCAAAAAGUUCCAGCCAAAUUUGAAAUAUUUCAAAAACCCUACGCGUCUAUAGUUUUGAAAUGCACUGUAGUACAUGUAUUUUGCAUGACUCUUAUAAUUACUCUUGUUACUACUUUCGGACAAGUCCUACAUCAUGUAGCUCACACAUGACUUGAUUACAUCAGGAGUACCGCACUUCUAGAAAGAUCCUAGAUCUUCCAUGCAUGCUGCUGUCAUCACUUCUAGUGUCACUUCCUUUUAGUUAGUACAGUCAUGCACAGUCAUGUACAUGUAUGUCAUGUUGUUCCGGACUAUUCCAGACCUUCCACGUCAUAUGCCCGAUGAGUAAUGUUGCUGACUAAAUUGCAUAAUAUAGAUAUCUCAUCUUCUAGAAUGCCUCGCUUAGUCAUUAUGUUAAUGUUACGCAAUGCUCACUUCAUCUACCUGUAUAGCAAUGAUGAUCUAGGUUUGCCUUCUCCACUAUUCUAGAACUUGUACUAGAAGGAUGAUUUCGUAAUCACUGCAAUUUGCAAUGUCAUAUACUUUGCUCGCCUAUAAAAGCUGCUGUCUUUUCUGCCACCAUGAGAUUAGCUCAGAUUAGAUUAGAGAUUAGAUUAGAGAAGAGAUCGGAGAGAUCCGAUAGAUAUCAGAGAGAGAACAAGAUAGAGUUCUGUUCACUUAGGAAUAUUUGAUAUAAGAUAACCUCCAGGCCGUGCCGGAGUAAGUUCUGAUA